Rhododendron vialii is the source of this 1029-nucleotide messenger RNA. Its product is annotated as abscisic acid receptor PYL4. The transcript has a single exon. Gene Ontology annotation, cellular component: cytoplasm; nucleus. Bases 88 to 747 code for a protein of 219 amino acids. Gene Ontology annotation, biological process: abscisic acid-activated signaling pathway. Gene Ontology annotation, molecular function: signaling receptor activity; abscisic acid binding; protein phosphatase inhibitor activity. The record is from RefSeq and is a predicted model, not a curated record. Lineage: Eukaryota; Viridiplantae; Streptophyta; Magnoliopsida; Ericales; Ericaceae.
CACACGACAAGAGAUCUCCUAUUGCUAUUCCCAGUCAUCUCUUCAAACUAGAUAGACAAAACCAAAAGACUAAAAGAGAAAGUAGAAAUGCCUACGUCUCUUCAGCUCCAAAGAAUCAACACCACCGCCGCCGCUGCCACGGCCUCCUCCUCCUCCUCCACAACCCCCUCCGCCACCGCCACCUCCGCAAUGACGAAUUACCUCCAAAUAGUCCACCCUUCGGUCUCCGUCCCGGACGACGCGGUCCACUACCACACCCACGCGGUGGGCCCCGACCAGAGCUGCUCCGCGGUGUCCCAGGCCGUCUCCGCCCCCGUCUCCACCGUGUGGUCCGUCGUCCGUCGCUUCGACAACCCCCAGGUCUACAAGAACUUCGUCAAGAGCUGCCAAGUCAUCGUCGGAGACGGCAACGUCGGCACCCUCCGCGAGGUCCACGUGGUCUCCGGGUUGCCCGCGGCCUCGAGCACCGAGCGCCUCGAGAUCCUCGACGACGAGCGACACAUCAUCAGCUUCAGCAUCGUCGGCGGGGAGCACCGGCUCAACAACUACCGGUCCGUCACCACCCUCCACCAGUCACCCGCGGGGGCGGGGACCGUCGUCAUCGAGUCGUACGUCGUUGACGUGCCGCCCGGUAACACCAAGGAGGAAACGUGCGUGUUCGUCGAUACGAUCGUCCGUUGUAAUUUGCAGUCGCUCGCCCGGAUCGCCGAGGAUUUGGCCAAGACCAAUAACUGUAAAUCGUCCUGACUUUUUUACCCUCCUACUUCUUCGUUUAAUCAGAUCGUCUCACAUGAUUUAUUUACAGUAAACCCUAUAGAGACCCAGAAUUGAAUGUGUAGUGUUACGAUGAUCGUGUUCGGAAUAUCAUCUGAUAGUUUUUACAUAGCACAUAUAAUAGGUUACAUCCACCGUCAGAUGAUACUUAAAUGUGAAUUCCGUCACGAACAAUCUGUUGUUCGUUGUGUGGAUUGUUCUGUGUAUGUGGAACUAUUGUUUUAUUGGAGGUUUAUCGCGUAUAUCUCAUCGAAA